AUGGUUACGAUCAAGGGGGAUCACUUUCGCUUCGACACCAUCGCAAUACAGCGGGAAGGCGUUACUCCUCCGAAGUAUGACACGUUCCGUGUGCCAGUGCCGCUUGAAACCGAGCUGGUUAUGCCGGAAGAAGGCACCUUCAGGAACACGAGGGAAUCCUCAAUGGGGAAAGCGGAGCCUCAGCAGUACGAUACGGAAAAGGUUUCCGUAGUACAUUCAAUGACGAUGGACCAGGUCGCUGUGACUGUGAGGCCUGCAUUCAACGAUUUCAUCAGGAGCCACAUUCGAGAACUGGAGAAACGAAUGGACGUACGCAUGAGCCUAACUCCGCGAGACGACGUCCACUGCCUCAUUGCCAGCGGUAGCAAAUCGUCGGAGGCAAUAGUGGAGAUGCUCAAUAUGUGUCGAACGAGCCGCAUAUACAACUACUACCUCUGCCUCCCCGUUCGGGGCGCUGACUUUCAGCGUGUUUUUAGCGAAUUCAAGCAGGAAGUAAUAGGCCUUCUAGGCCAUGAAGUAGCAUUUGAAAAGCGGCCGCAUGUGACUCUGGCCCUUUUGAACCUAGUCACUGAUGAAGACGUGGACGCUGUCGUUAGGGCAUUGCAGGCAACGACGCUCGCCGUGUCAUCGCUGUCAACGGGCGCGGAUGGGAAACGGAAGCCAUACACCAUAGAGCUUGCCGGAGUCAAGCCUAUUGUAUACAAAGGGCGGGCCGCGCAACGUAGCGUAUUCAUGACACAUGCACUGCCAGAAGACAAUUUAUCCGAUAUCGCAUCAGAAUUCCAGGAUUCCGUGAAACGGGCAGUGAACAACAUAAUAGCAGCGUCCAAGAAACGAGUCGCACAAAAGAAGGCUUCCAAGACUAAAAAUACCUACAACCCAGGCAGAUGGACUGAGGCGGAAGCAGCCGCACGUGGCAUAUACGUCACCAAAGGAGGAAACAUCGAGGUUACAUACGCCGAUGUAGCAUUAGUAGACCCAAAUGGGGCGAUUACAGAUCAGGAGCUCAAUGACAUGCUGGCGGAAUUGCGUAGCAAGUAUAUAGAUCACGAUGAGCCGGCGAAUAAACGCAAGGGUAAAGCUUCGGUGCAGAUCAAACAAAUACAAGGUGUGGAUCCUGCUUCUAGAAGGCAAGGUAAUGCACAAAAUGUGGUGCCGCGCGAUACAAAGGAGAAUGAUGAAGACAAUGCCGACACCACGCAGCCAGCAAAUGUCGGAGUUGUAGAUCAGGACUUCCCCGAGUACGAAACCUCAGUGACCCACGAGUUCCAUGUCACACUGCUGCGGAACUCAAAAGUGGAACGCCUGCAGAGACUCGGCUUUAAGACGCGGGGCGACGUAUGUUGCGUGGAGCUGCGGCCGCGGGGUGAUGAGACAUGUAACUUUAAAGCCUACACCAAAACCCGGCUGGUGCAAUUUGUCGGCAACCGCUACGAUGGCCAGCAGUCUGAAGUUGACGACGCCAGUUAUAUAUCCGGUUCUGCGCAGCCUGAGUUGCCGUCUGACCUUGUGACGGAUCCAGGUGCAUCGGAUGGCAGCACCGAGAGAUUCGUAUUCUGGAUAUGA
This is a messenger RNA of Babesia bigemina, 1566 nucleotides long. RefSeq lists its product as hypothetical. The record is from RefSeq and is a predicted model, not a curated record. NCBI's taxonomy places the organism in Eukaryota, Apicomplexa, Aconoidasida, Piroplasmida, Babesiidae. The coding region runs from base 1 to 1566 and encodes 521 amino acids. The transcript has 2 exons.